Messenger RNA from Amphibalanus amphitrite, 5305 nucleotides. RefSeq names its product DIS3-like exonuclease 2. Gene Ontology annotation, molecular function: RNA binding; 3'-5'-RNA exonuclease activity. The record is from RefSeq and is a predicted model, not a curated record. The transcript is spliced from 18 exons. Gene Ontology annotation, biological process: miRNA catabolic process. NCBI's taxonomy places the organism in Eukaryota, Metazoa, Arthropoda, Thecostraca, Balanomorpha, Balanidae. Gene Ontology annotation, cellular component: exosome (RNase complex); P-body. Bases 347 to 4384 code for a protein of 1345 amino acids.
GAAAAAAAAAAAUUGUGUAAUGUUGCGGUUGCUGUGGUUCCUUUUGGAGUCCUUGCCCUAACUCAAACUCUUCAACAACAUUGGAGUCCUUGCGUGCGGAUUGCUUGCGAUUGUUUUCGAAGUCCUUUCUCCUUUCCAUUCAAAUUGAAUUUGUUUUUCAUCUAACAAAAAAAACAUCGUUUCCUUGGCCUGGAUUGUGGGUUGUGUGUGUCUAUCGCUAGAUCAAGAUAAAGAUCAAGACUAAGAUCGUUGUUUCAGUUUGGACGCUCAGUUCAAGCAAGUUCAAGUUGGAGUUGGAGUCGCAAGUCAAAGUUUAUUCUGAUUCUGGCAACGUUUGAGCUGGUUGAUGACCUUCCACUUAUUAUUAAUUACGAACGCCAUCUCCGAAACAUCUUAUAAGUCGUGCGCCUCUUACAUCCACGUGUCGGCGGCGCCGCCCGCCCGGCCGCGACCGCGCCGCUCCGCCCUAGAGGACAUCGACGAUCACGCGGCGCUGAUCGGCCUACAGGCGCUGACUCUGAACCUCGCCUCGGCCAACCGACUCUCUGAGGAGCCCGAGCCCCGCAAGAAGUGUCUGAAGCCUCUCAGCAUCUCCACGGCGCGCAAGACGCCCGAGAAACACGUCUCGAUUAGCCCUCAGUCGGCCACGCCCCGGAGCGCAGUCUCGUCGUCCCCUCGCAGCCGUCCGUCGCCGUCCCGCAGCGAGUCGUCGGGCUUCCAUAGCCUGCCCAGCCCGGACGGGCUCAGCUCGUGCUCGGAGGGCUCCUCGGGCUGCUGCGGCCAGCGCGGCCGCCUCUUCACCAAUCACAGCAACAUGGAGGUCAAGCCCAGUGACAGCCUGGAAUCGGUCAACACUCGCUCAUCGGGCCAGUCGCGUCAGAACAACCGGCCGCGUCAGGGAACGCCGCAGUCGCGCCAGGGUACGCCGCAGUCGCGCCGCGGCACGCCGCACUCGCGUCACGGCACGCCGCAGCCGCGCCACGGGACGCCGCACGCGCGCCACUCGGUGCAACACCUGCGCCACGGCACGACGCAGAGGGACAGCCUGAAGGGCUUCGAGGAGUACGCCACCAUCUUCGACGUGCAGCAGGGACUGAAGAAGGGUCAGCUGGUUGAGGGUGUGUUGCGGAUCAACCCAAAGAGCUACAAAGACGCCUAUAUCAGCGCGCCGGACGGUCUGACGGACAUCUACGUUGGCGGAGUCCGUGAUCGCAACCGGGGCCUGCACGGCGAUGUGGUGGCCGUACAGUUGCGGCCGCCAAAUGAAUGGAGGGUAUCUGAGAACGCGCUCGUCACUCAUCUCGUCACCAAUGGCACCGUCUCCGACCUGGAGACGCUGUACGGCUCCGACGAGAUCCUGCAGAAGUACGCCCCCAAGCUGGACGAGAUUCUGCCCGAGCGCUUUCCGCGUCCCCUGAGACUCGGCUCCGGACACACAGCUGGUUCUGAGAAUGAUUUGAAGAAGGAAGCACCCGCCGAGAGCGACCCUGCGCCGCAGAAGGCCGUGCCUGACGGGCCGGUUGGUGGCGAUAGCGGAGAGGAGUCCGAUGAUAUCGUGGUCGAGUCGGUGACGAUCGAACCGCCGACGGAAGGGAAAGCAGAGGAGGUAAAGGAAGAAAAGGAGGCGCCUUCAGCGGAAUCAGCGGGCCAGGCGGGCUCCACGGAGCCAGCUAGUGUCUCAGGGGACGCGGAGACAGCGGGGGAUCAGACGGGUCCAGCGGAGACGGAUCCGGCCGAGCAGUCGGCUGAGGACGGGUCGCAGAAGCCCCGCCGGGGCACCCGCGCCGGCCGCGGCCGCCGGCGUCGCCAGCAGGAGUCGGUGGCGGCGCGGCUGGCCGCCCUCAGCCUGACCUCGGCUCCCGACGGGACGAGUGACGAGCGCAGAGACACGCAGGGCGCGGCCAGUGCCAAACGUAGCGGUAGCAGCGAGACUAACCCGGGCCCCUCGGCGGUGGAGACCAAAGAGCAGGGAGCUCAGUCCGCCCCCGCUGAGGGGGCCCGCGAUGUUGUACAUACGGAGCGAGUGGAAAGUGUGGAUAAAUGCACGGAAGAUGCGGAUGAAUAUGUGGAUGAUUGUACUGAGGACGGAGCAGGGAGUUCAGAGCCGUCCUCGGCAAAGAAACGUAGCCGCCGUCCGCUGAAGAAGAAGGCGCAGCACUUGGCCACGGCUGGAGAGACAGCGGAGGGUGGCACUCCCGGCACUCCUGGUACUCCACGGACGCCGGGAACUCAUCAUCACCACCUACAUCACCAUCAGCAUCAUCACCAACACCACCACCAUCACCAGCAUGGUGCUACGCCCAACCGGCACCAGAAGAACGACAAACAGAAGGAGAAGCCCAAGGACGGCAGUGCACUGGGUGUAACGGUGGAGCGGGCACUGGCACACCCCGAGUGGGGACGCUUCGUACAGCGAACGGCUAAGGUGGUGCACAUUGUGGAGCCGAAACACCCUCGGCGCGCGGUAGGCGAGCUGCGCCAGUUCCCGGACGGCAGUCGCCACCAGGCCAUGUUCGCGCCGCGCGACCACCGCGUGCCCCGACUGAAGGUAGCCGCCGCCGACUGUCCGGCCGACUUUUUCCAGCAGCCGCAGCUGUAUGCGCGCACACUCUUCAUGGCCGAGAUCACCGAGUGGACCGAGCCCGGCUUCGCCAGGGGCCGUCUGUCUCAGCUGCUCGGCGACACGGGCAGUGUUGAUGUGGAGAUGGAGGCCAUCCUGCUGGAGCACGGGGUCGACACGCGCGAGUUCGGGCCGCAAGAUCUGCCCGGCCUGCCCACCGUGCCCUGGAGCAUACCAGCAGACGAGAUCGAGCGACGACGCGACUUCAGGAAGGAGUGUGUCUUCACCAUCGACCCUCUGACGGCCCGGGAUCUGGACGACGCCGUGUCUUGCCGUCGACUCGAGUCGGGUGACUAUGAGGUGGGCGUCCACAUUGCCGACGUCAGCUACUUCCUGAAGCAGGGAGUGCCGGCGGACCUGACGGCCGCGCAGCGCUGCAACUCCGUCUACCUGGUGCACAAGGUGAUCCCGAUGCUGCCCCGGCUGCUCUGUGAGGACCUCUGCUCACUGAACCCGGCAGAGGACCGACUGGCGUUCUCCGUGGUCUGGAAGCUAGAUACCGAGGGCCGCGUCUUUGACGAGUGGUUCGGACGUACCGUGAUACGCUCCUGCACCAAACUGGCCUACGAGCACGCUCAGCGCAUUAUCGAAAACCCUGACAAUGAGCCGGGAGAGGAGGACCUGCCGCCGAUUGACGGCGGCUGGAGCCGGAAGGAUAUCGCCGAGCGGGUCCUGGUGCUCCACAAAAUGGCGCAGUGUAUGCGCCAGCGCCGGACCGACGACGGCGCGCUGCGUCUGGACCAGCCCAAGCUGUGCUUCCAGCUGGACGGGCCCAAGGGGGCGCCCACUGGGUUCUACACGUACAACCAGCAGGACAGCAACCGUUUGAUCGAGGAGUUCAUGUUACUGGCCAACAUGGCCGUGGCGGCGCGCAUCCUGCGCUCCUACCCGCAGCUGUCGGUGCUGCGCCGUCACACGCCGCCGCAGGAGGGACCGCUGGCGGACGCCGCAAGACUGCUAAAAGGUGUCGGACUCGAGAUUGACGUGGAGACGAGCGGCACGGUGCACGACUCGCUACAGGCGAUGGCCGCCGCCUGGCAGGCCGAGCUGCCGCCCCAGGAGGCCAUCGCGCGCAUGGCUGUGGUCGUCAACCUGCUCAGUCGGCCUAUGAACCCGGCCGAGUAUUUCUGCUCGGGCGUUCUGACGGAGGCCGCCCAGUACCGGCACUACGCUCUCAGCGUGCCGCUGUACACCCACUUCACGUCUCCGAUCCGCCGCUACCCAGACGUGCUGGUCCACCGGCUGCUGGCUGCCGCCCUGCAGUACGAGCCGCUGGAGCAACUGCCGCCCAUAAUCGUGCAGAGACUGUGUGUGCGCUGUAAUGAGAAGAAGCUGUCUGCGCGGCUGUGCUCGGAGGCGUGCUCGCUGCUCUUCCUGGCCCACAUGGUGGAUCUGUGCGGCCCGAUCCGGCAGCCCGCCAUUGUGAUGGGCGUGCUCGACAAGAGCUUCGACGUGUUCAUACCCGAGAUGGCCAUCUCUCGCCGGGUGUACAUCGAUAAGCUGGAGGUGGAAUCGGUCGAGUUCACCAAACAGACCGGCGUGCCGCGUCUGAAGCUCACCUGGCGUGCCACAGACACAGAGCCGGCCGUCGACCAGAUAAUCGAGCUCUUCACCCCCGUCACCGUGUCUCUAGAGGCCACCGACAUGCCGCUCAAGUUCAGCACGGUGGCACUGCGGCCGGGCGCGGCGGUGGAUGGCGAGGGAGCCGCUCUCCAGCCCGUGGAGCGCCGCUGUGUGCCCACGGCAGAGCUGGACGAGGCGUGAUGACGGCCACAGCGGUAGAGAGCUGUGGGGAGGGGAGAGAGGUGGUGAUAGAAUGAUGAGGUCGGUAUAGAAGGUGAAGGGUAGACCCGUAGAUCAAAUGGUCAUGUCGAGAUCUCUGGUUUUGAACCCAUGGACCACCCAGUUUUCAGACCGGUACCACCCAGUGUUUGAGCCGGACGAUCACUAGAAUUAAGAGCCAGAAGGGCGCCGGUCUUCCGGCAGGUGGAUCCCUGCUGCCUGAUUCCCGAAUUGGAAGCAGGGUGAGGGGUGGUGGUGUGGUGCCGUGAGCCACUAGUAGGAAAGGCGGUAGCUAAUGGGAGGUGCCAGAGCAGUGUGGCCGGGAGCUGGAUGAAGUUUGGUGUCGGGAGUGAGGGGUGCGCUUUUGGGAGAGCUCGACGGAUCGGGCAGCCAAAGUCAGAGGUGUGUGAUUCGGGGGUGACUGGCUGAGGCUGUAGGGGUUGAGGGAGGUGGGUACGAUCGCUAAAAGGUUGUGCUGGUUGAGCCGAUGUGCCGAGCGCCCGUCUGUGUGUCUGUGUGUGCGCGCGAGAAGCGAUGAGUGUUCUAGGUGCUAGUCGAACUUUGUGAUGGCUCCGGAUCAAUUGAACUGAAAGAAUCGCCGGUGCCAACAGGCCAUAAACCGUGACUGGUCGGUAUUUUGGUACUCGACCAGUGAGUCGUUGCGGUGUUUUACCAUGCCCUUGUUGUGCUUUUUGUUUCGACUAACCAUCUUCAUCAACUGUUUUGAUUUACCGCGAUCGUCAGUGAUUUUGUAUUCGGAAGGUAGAACAUCUUUUGUAUUGGUGAUGGUCGACCUCCUAGCCCGUUUUUUAGCUACACAAUAUCACAGUCGUCAUGUGCAAAUUGGGAAGGUACUAUUAUCGCAAAUGCUGACAUAAUAAAUUGGCGCACAAAGCCUUCGUA